Scleropages formosus (Asian bonytongue) is the source of this 4947-nucleotide messenger RNA. It is a transcript of the gene qkia, whose product is annotated as QKI, KH domain containing, RNA binding a. Gene Ontology annotation, cellular component: nucleus. Gene Ontology annotation, biological process: regulation of mRNA splicing, via spliceosome. Gene Ontology annotation, molecular function: mRNA binding. Bases 395 to 1423 code for a protein of 342 amino acids. The record is from RefSeq and is a predicted model, not a curated record. The transcript is spliced from 8 exons. NCBI's taxonomy places the organism in Eukaryota, Metazoa, Chordata, Actinopteri, Osteoglossiformes, Osteoglossidae.
GGAGAGCAGCGGAUCGAACGCUUUGGGGAGCAGCCUCGCGCACAGGCAGUGGAGGAUCGGAACGUGCCCGUGCGCGCGGUGGAGACGAGAGUAACGGCGGACGGUCGCGAAGAGACGGCGGAUUCCCCCCCCCCCGUCCGCUCGAGCACCAACAACAGCAGACAAAAAUAAGAGAGAAUAAAACGCAAAACAUCGCGAUUCAUCGAAAGGAUCGGCGAGUCACGGCGAUCGCAGCGCGGGGGGAACCGGGGAUCUGCUCAGCAACUUGUGCUUUUUGUUGUGCGCUGUGUGUGUGGCGCGCGCUCGCGUCGGUCGAGGGGCUCGCGAGCGAGCGAGCGAGCGAGCGAGCAAACGAACGAACGAGGCAGGGCCGUGCGCGCGCGCUCGCUCGGAGAUGAUGGUCGGGGAGAUGGAGGUGAAGGAGAGACCGCGGCCCAGUCCCGACUACCUCAUGCAGCUGCUCAACGAGAAGAAGCUCAUGACGAGCCUGCCCAACCUGUGCGGCAUCUUCACGCACCUGGAGCGCCUCCUGGACGAGGAGAUCAACAGAGUUCGGAAGGACAUGUACAGUGACUCGGUGAACGGCCUCGUAGAUAAGCAUCCCCUGGAGCUCCCGGAGCCUGUUGGACCCGUCAUUCACUUGCAGGAGAAGCUCUUUGUGCCUGUGAAAGAGUACCCUGACUACAACUUUGUGGGCAGGAUCCUCGGGCCCCGUGGGCUCACGGCCAAACAGCUGGAAGCUGAAACAGGGUGCAAGAUCAUGGUGAGAGGCAAGAGCUCCAUGAGGGACAGGAAGAAGGAGGAGCAGAACCGCGGUAAGCCCAACUGGGAGCACCUGAACGAGGACCUGCACGUGCUCAUCACGGUGGAGGACACACAGGCACGGGCCGAGAUCAAGAUGAGGAGGGCUGUGGAGGAGGUGAAGAAGCUGCUGGUCCCUGCGGCUGAAGGAGAAGACAACUUGAAGAAGAUGCAGCUCAUGGAACUGGCCAUCCUCAAUGGGACGUACAGAGACACGAAUGUCAAAACGCCCACCCUUGCCUUCUCUCUUGCAGCAGCUGCAGCGGCAGCACAGGGCCCUAGGCUCAUAGCUGCCCCUGCAGGUCAAGUUCUGCCCCCCACGGCCCUGAGGCCCCCCACGCCAGCAGGAACUCCAAUCAUGAACAUCAUCCGGCCGACCCAAAUGGCUGCAAUGUUGCCCAACGGGACCCCAACCCUUGUGCCCCCCACGCCCGACGCAGGCAUCAUCUACACCACGCCCUACGAUUACCCUUACGCCCUGGCCCCCACAUCUCUGCUGGAGUACCCCAUCGAGCACAGCGGGGUCCUAGGUGCAAUGGCAACUAAAGUGAGACGGCAUGACACUCGUGUCCAUCCUUACCAAAGGAUUGUGACCGCAGACAGAGCCGCCACCGGCAACUAACACAUGACCUUCUGACCUCUGAACUCUUCACCCAAUGACGAGCUGCCCCCAGCCUGCCUGCUGAUCAGUUAACUGGUAAUUGCCUUUGCUAGCCUCUCGGACGCAGCGAGCGAGCAAGCGAGCGAACGCCACCCGCCCAGUUGCCCUAACCGUAUGUCCAUUGAAUCGAAACGACCGCCACCACCGCCGCGCAACUGCAGAAACUCAACAGAAACACAUCAUACCGACAGAAAAACUGUUACUAUGACUUUUGUUUCUCUCUCAGUUAUUUUAUUUUGUUCUUUCUUUUUCUUUGAGUAUCUCCCAGUAGCCAACACGGAUUGGGUGUGUGUUUGUGUCACUACCCAGGAAUCUGCACUGAGUGAAAAGAGCAAUAAAUCCCCUGCCCCACCCCGCCCUGCCCACCCCACCCCACCCCACCCCACCUCUCCCUGCCCGAGGCCCCGCCCUCAGUGUUCAGUGACCUCACUUACUAAUCGAAUAACGCUAACCGGAAGCUGAACCUGAGACAGAGCUGUUCCAUUCUCCACCCAACAAAACGUACCAUCCCUGUCCCUGGCAGCUUAGCUCCACCCCAGCCCAGACUCCUCCCUACAAACUGUGUUGACCCUGCUCCUGGUGGCUUAGCCCCUCCCCCAUCCUGAGGAGGGACACCCAAAAGAGAAAGAAAAAAAGACAUUAACGUUCAUGCAAAGAUGUUAAGUUGUGUCCUCUAUACAAGUAGUUGUGUUUCUUUUGAGCUCAGAGACAUGUUUUGAUGUGCUGACACAUUCUGGGUGUGCCUGGAUUGGCUGUCUCUCAACGCAUGGCUCAGUCAAGCGCAUAUGUCCUUAUUGUGUUCUUCAUACUUUCUUUUUUCUUUUUUUUUUUUUUUUUUUUUUUUUAUUUUCUCCCCCCCCCCCCCCUCCUCCCCCCUUCUUAAGUUGUUGGGAAUGCUGGUGAAGGGUUUGGUCAUGUGUUCUCCAGCCGUUAACCUGUGUGAGGCGACGGCGGCAACAGCAGCACCCUCAUCUCGGUCAGUUGGCCGGUUGGUCCGGCGGGGCUAACGGGUGCUGGGGGAGAGUUGCGCCGAGGUUUCCACAUGAACCGUGCGUGUCUGUGUGUGUGUGUCUGUGUGUGUGUGUGUUGAGGGCCGAGCAUCAACGUGUGUUUUCGAGCCCUUCCACAUCCUGUCUCUAUACAGUGCCUCAAGUACACAUUUGUAUUUCUUCGAAACGCGAGCUGUGAUCAGAGUUGUGUGCAUAUUUAGCCAAAGGGUUGCCAGCAAACAGUGUACCUUUAUAUAUCAAGGAAGCGGAGGCUUUAGUGUAGUUAUUGAACGCAUGUGAUGAUGUGCCGUCGGUGUGAAGACGUCCUCGGGUGACCGAGGAGGCUCUCGGUCCCGACGAAGACGCACCGUGAACACUACAGAGGGCUGUUGGGCUGAGACUUCUACACGCACUUCUCAACUGCUCUCUUCUGUCACAUUAUAGUCCCUAUAAUUUUGUGAUUCUCAAAUCUCAUCACUAAUCGCAACGUUUUUGGUUUGAUCUCGUAUUUAGAAAACUUCUUCUCUUGAAUUUACUCAGAUUGUUGUAACACUUUGUUACAGUGUUUGCUGUUAGUUUUUUUUUUUUUUUAAAAAACUGGAUUUCUGAUGCAGAAAACCCAGAGUCACGUGACUUAGCGCAUCCACAAUGUGUCGUACGCGUCUCAUGACAUAGCCGGGGUUCUGUACACCUCCAGAUGUUUCUUUCUCAAGAAAAACUAGGAUUUGAAAGCCAUGCCUGCCUGUUCUAAUUGCUUUAUACAUACCUGUUCUAUCUAUAAAUAUAAAUGUAGAUAACCUGUUACUGCAUAACAAUACUGAAGCGAACAAAAUUAGAUACUUUUACAGGGUGCUCUGGUGAAGAAAAUUAUAUUUUUGGCAAUUUUAGCUUUUUUAUACUUCCAGUAAUAAAAUAGAAAAAAUAAAAAGUGGGGGAAAAAAAAAAGUUUGGGGAAAAAUGAGUACAACAGAGUUGGGUAAUAUUGGCUAGGAAAAUGAAGACCAAAAGAGCUGCGUAGGAAUGUUGAAUUGACACAGCUCAGCGAGGAGGGUUCAACGUGGGAAAAGAACUGUAAAAAGUGCCUUAGUGAUGGGGGUGGGGUGGGGUGGCUCGGCUCGGCGUCCAGCAGCCAGGAGGAAGGCGCACGGUGACCGUUUACGGAGCGCCCUCCGCUGGGCCCUCGGUCGCUCUCGCCCGGCUCAGCCGUACACACAACACACUCUUCUAUGCAAACGAAUAGCAGUCGUUCGACCAGCUAGCUACGUGCCAUGGUUCGUCUUCCUCGCUUCAGUUGAGAUUUUUCCUUUAUUCCCCACCUUCUCUACCAGGGCCAACAAUGCCAUUUGAACAAAUUAUUUGAUCUUGAUUUAAUGUGUUUUUUUUUUUUUUUUUUUUUUUUAAAGAAGCUUGGGCGAUUACCCCACAUUGUGAGUGUGUAUGACCCUUUCGUGUGAUUUUUUUUUUUUUUUUUUUUUUUAUGGCGAACAAACUGCCAGUUGCAAUGCAGGUGUCUGCCAAGUAAACAAGCUGAACGAGAUGAAAGACCAGAGGCGCCAACGUGCCAGCAGUAACCCUGCGAAGAAGCAUGGCCGUUUUGCCGCAUCUGAGCCGCUCGGUGACGGUAAACGAGGGGGUGGGUGCAGUGUAAACCCAGGCUUCUUCGAAGCCGGAGCACGGCCCCAUUCUGAGCGUCCAUCGGUUACCUGUUACGGCCGUUUGUGCCAAAUCCAAACCCGAACGUUGCUCCAAGUCCUGCUCGAAGUCAUUAACUUAAGGAUGAAAUUUCCUGCAGGCAUCACGUGACGGUGCGGGUCCGAGUGCAGGGCACGGUCAGUGAGUGGAACGCCCAGGUUUAUCACAACCGCAGGGAACACAUCUGUAGCAUUGUUGGUGGAGGAACUCUUUUGAUCCCUGGCAUAAUCUGUUGAUUAUGAAGCGUUUUCUUUUUAAAUCUAACUUGCUGUUACAUAACAGGUCAAUGAUUUGUUUCUUUUUCUCAGUGUUACGAACUCUUUAAAAAAAAAAAAAAAAAAUGCAAUAUUAAUUAAAAGGAGCGAGAGCAAUUAGUAUUUGACAGUAUUAAAGUCCCUCUGCAGUGUAACGACAAAUAAGCGCUGUGUGUGUGUGUGUGUGUGUGUGUGUGUGUGUGUGUGAGAGAGAGAGAGAGAUGGUCGGCGAGCUCUUCAGGUGUGCAGAGACUGGCCUGCUUACUCUGUAUGAUAAUGUAAUUAACAGCCAUUGUUACAGGUUUAUAAUGUAUUUUUAUAACUUCAUUUUAUAUGUAUAUUAUAAAUCAUUUUCUGAAUCCUCUUUUUUUCUGAUAAGCCCACUGCAAGUUUUUUAAGGUUUAAACUGUCCCCACCCCACCCUACCCCACCCCAACACCCUUCACAUCUUCUGUCUCAUUGGGAGUGUUGCCUUUCCUCGAGUUUUUAUUUUCCUGCCUAUUUCUAGCUUGUUUAACUCAUUAGAGGCUAUUAGUUUCUUGUUAUUAAG